Austrofundulus limnaeus is the source of this 2583-nucleotide messenger RNA. Its product is annotated as aryl hydrocarbon receptor nuclear translocator-like protein 2. Gene Ontology annotation, biological process: regulation of DNA-templated transcription. The transcript is spliced from 17 exons. Bases 192 to 2048 code for a protein of 618 amino acids. Lineage: Eukaryota; Metazoa; Chordata; Actinopteri; Cyprinodontiformes; Rivulidae. Gene Ontology annotation, cellular component: transcription regulator complex; nucleus; cytoplasm. Gene Ontology annotation, molecular function: protein dimerization activity; DNA-binding transcription factor activity. The record is from RefSeq and is a predicted model, not a curated record.
CCCCGCCACCUACAGGCUUUGUAAAAACACGAGGAGGAGAGUAAGGGAGAGAAGAAAAAAGUGAAGUCAAUUAUACAACACUGACUCCGGCCCUCCGUGCCUCCUCCUCUCCUACUACUCCAGCUGGAGGCUCAACAUGCGCCGCGCCGCUCCGUAGCUUUCACUGGGAACACCGGUUCCGGUCCACAGGCAUGUCGGCGGGAGGUUCUUCUGGUGGGACGGCGGACAAACCGGCAGAUCACGCUGUGAAGGAGGAGGAUGAGGAGGAAGGGGAGGGGCCAAGCCAAUCUAGGUCCUCGAUGCCAGCUGUCGAGUUGCCAAGAAAACGCAAAGGGGUUGUGGAGGAGAGGUCAGACACUCAUGUUCAGCAGGGCCUCAGCUUCCAACUAGACGAUGACCUCAGCAGAUCUGAAGGCGAGGAUCAGCAAGUCAAAAUGAAAUGCUUCAGGGUGCCUCACCGACAGAUCGAAAAGCAGCGAAGAGACAAAAUGAACAAUCUCAUCGACGAGCUGUCUGCCAUGAUUCCUGCCUGUCAGCCCAUGCCUCGAAAACUUGACAAGCUCACCGUGCUACGGAAAGCUGUACAACAUCUGAAAGCCCUCAAAAUUGGGACGAGCAGCGCCUUCACAGACACCACCCACAAGCCUUCCUUCCUGCCUCAUGAUGAACUUAGGAACCUUCUGCUCAGGGCUGCAGAUGGCUUCCUAUUAGUUGUAAGGUGUGACCGAGCAAAAAUCCUCUUCAUCUCUGAGUCUGUCUCCAAGAUCCUCAACUUCAACCAGUUGGAGCUAACUGGGCAGAGUUUGUUCGAUUUCAUCCACCCCAAAGAUAUCAGCAAGGUGAAGGAGCAGCUUUCAUCCUCAGAGAUGUUUCCUCACCAACACCUCACUGAUGCCUCAACUGGGGUCCAGGCCCAGGCAGAGGCCCCCCUCAGGCCAUCCCUUUUGGCCAGUGGAGCUCGGCGAUCCUUCUUCUGUCGUAUGAAGCACAGCCGGGUCACAGGGAAACACGACGACAAGCACUCGCUGCCCCGUACCUCCAAGAAGAAAGACUCGUACAGAUACUGCACCCUCCACUGCACUGGAUAUAUGCGGAGCUGGCCGAGCAGCCAGCUGGACCCGGAGGGGGAUGCUGGGGACAAGGAGACCUCCAGCCUGAACUGCCUGGUGACGAUGUGCCGCCUCCACCCUCACGUCUCCCCUCCACCACCCAGAGACGUCCACGUCAAAGCCACUCAGUUCGUUACUCGCUGUGCAAUCGACGGCAAGUUCACUUUUGUAGAUCAACAAGCCACGACAGUCAUCGGUUAUUUACCGCAGGAGGUUCUCGGCACAUCGUGUUACGAGUACUUCCAUCAGGAUGACCUGCAGCACCUCGCGGGGAAACACAGGCAAGUGCUUAGAAGCAAAGAGAAGGUUGAGACACAGCGCUACAAGUUCAAAACGAAGCACGGCUCCUACGUUUCGCUUCAGAGUCAGUGGUUUAGUUUCACAAAUCCAUGGACCAAAGAAGUUGAGUUCAUUGUGUCUUUAAACAGGGUUAUCUUGGGACCUGGUCACACAAAAGAUGAGGAGGAGGCUGGCAGCUCCAAAGCACUACAGGAAGACUCAAAGCAAAUCCCAGAAAUCCCCGGCCUGGCCAGCAGUGUGGGCACAAUGAUCUACGCGGGCAGCAUCGGGACCCAAAUCGCAAACGAGCUCAUGGACUCGUACAGAGCAAACUCAUCUCCUUCAAGUGGAGCCCCGAGUCCGUUCAGCUCUGUCCAGGAGAAAUGUCUACAGAGCAGCAGGAGCGCUUCUAGCCAAGAGGAGGCAGCAGGCAGCUCUUCAGAAUCUCAGUCUGACUCGAAGAUGGCAGCUGGUGCCAGCAGUGCCAUGUCUGAGGAAACAGGUGAGUCGUCCCAACUGGGCUUAGAUAGCAUGCUUGUUCCAGGGCUGAGCAGCUUUAGCAGUGAUGAGGCGGCCAUGGAGGUCAUCUGGAGGCUGCUGAACACGGAUGUAAGCAUGGGUCAAUCUGCAGACUUUGAGGAUUUACACUGGCCUUUCUAGAGGGAGUUCAGCUCCUCUCAAACAUUCUCGUCGUUUCUUGCCAUUUACUGAGCUAUUUGUCAGCUGAAGACUUAUCUGGCCUUGCACAUUUGAAGCUACUGGACUUGUACCAAAAGCUGCAACCUGUCUUACUUGAAGACAGCUGAAAAGAAAUGUAAUAUUGUGACUGUGAUUGUUAGUCUUUUGGAUCUUGCUUGCAGGAACAAAGAGUUCAAGUGCCCCUUGAGCCAAUGGUGAGAAAGUAUCUUCCUUAUUGAUACUUUAGCAUUACAAAGGGGUACCAAAGCCAAGAYUUUCCACAAAAAGACUAUAUUUGCCCUGCUGCCGUCAGGGACGAAGGGACAAAGAAAUACCAGACUUUUGCCAUCUUCAGUGCUGCUAGAAACACUUGUCAAACCUUUGACAUUUGUAUGUUUUUUUGUACAGAGCCAUGAUUGUCACGUUCCUCUGUGGGCUAACUGGUUUUUUAUUUACAGUUUUUUAAAAACCUCUCGUUACAAUAACUUGCAAGUAAAAGUAAAACAAAGAGCAAGUA